This is a messenger RNA of Salvelinus sp. IW2-2015, 3418 nucleotides long. It is a transcript of the gene n4bp1, whose product is annotated as nedd4 binding protein 1. Gene Ontology annotation, cellular component: PML body; nucleus. Gene Ontology annotation, molecular function: RNA binding. The record is from RefSeq and is a predicted model, not a curated record. Lineage: Eukaryota; Metazoa; Chordata; Actinopteri; Salmoniformes; Salmonidae. Gene Ontology annotation, biological process: negative regulation of protein ubiquitination; negative regulation of proteasomal ubiquitin-dependent protein catabolic process.
UGAUGACAUCAUCACUGGGACUUUCCGGAUGCGUCGGGGUAGACAUGUAAAAAGUUGUCUUAAAACUGGACUUCUCUUGCUAAUAUAUCACCGCAUAGAAGAGGAAGACCGAUAGAAGGAAACCAUGAAGGAGGGUAAAGAUCCAAAUGACACCGAAUGGUUAAGAUAUUAAGACGAUCUGUUGUCAACAGGGACAGAUAUAUUCAAAAACAGAAUGUCAACAACGCGGCCCCUUCUCGGUAUGAAGCGAGUCACCGAGGUAACCUGUAAGGAACCCCUGGGAAACAGGCUGUCGCCAACAGCGAGCAAACAACAGCAAGAGGCCCUGACAGUGGACGAAUUUGCUGUCUUUGAAAACAAGCAAGAAGAACUGAAAUGCGCUAAGCCCAGAGUAGAACAGGUUUUUCGGGUAGCUUUCACAAUUAUUGGCCUUUUGGACACUGGAGCCCACAGUAGUACGGCAUCAAGGCAGAUAUGGCUUCAACUCAAGGGAAAGAGAGACGACGUGUCGAGGGCAAAGGAGUACCUGAAAGGCCUGUGUGAUCCAGAGCUGCAGCAGGAGGAGCACUACCCUGUGGACAUGCACUGCAUCUUUGCCGGUGCCCGUGGUCUGUUCCUUGACCGACUGCUGCGGGACACCAGCGCUGAAGUUGUGAUGCUGGAGCCGGGCACACUGCGCCUGCUGGGCUGCUUUGAGUCUGUCAUCAUGGCAAAGAGCCGCGUGCAGCAGUUUGUUGCUCUCUUCCAAGAGAAGCGCAGCCUGCCCGGAGAUAGGGAGCCGGCCGUGAAACGCACCUUCAAGACGUUUGUGGAGGAGCGAGAUGAUAAGUACGCCAUGGAGCUGCUCCUGUUACCCAGUGCCCUGAAGGAAGAGCUGCUAGGUCUGGCCCAGAGCCCCACUCAGCCUGGUGGGGCUAUAGAAGUGGACCAGGAUCGCUCCCAGAGCAGCACCCCUGUCACUGACCUCUCCAACCGCAUCCUGGACACCAGCUUUGAGGACAAGGCGGUUGGGGCUGCAUCUGGGGCUGCAUCCGGGGCUGAGACGGGGUUCUUGAAUGGCGUCCGGCCCUCCCACAAACGCCGCUCGUCGGAGAGCGAGCUGAGGGACACCAAGAGGCAGUACUCCCUGGAGAGGAGAGAUGAGUCGAUGGAGAGAGAGCGCCACACUGUGGCCAGUGACAGCCGAGCUAAGACCCCCUCCAAGACCAACAUGGGGCUGAUGGUGCUGGACUCUAGUGAUGGUGCGGAUGACGGGGAGGCUGUGAGCCCUGAGACCAACCUGCGGUGCCUGGUGAACUUCUUCAGAACCAUGGGCUACCAGCAGGAGGUGGUGGAGCGGGUGGUGAAGGAGACGGGCCAGACAGAGGACACUUUUCUGUUGCUGGAGUGCAUUGUGGAGGAGAGCCAAAGAACAGAGAGGCAGCGAGGAGGGGCAUCCUCAACCCACAACUCUGAGUCUUCUUCCUCUACUUUCAACUCCAGGGAUAAGGAUAGAGGGCUAGAUAGAGUCCCAAACCGAGCCCUGAAUGUAAAUUCCAAGGAGAACAUUAAGCCACCCAGCAGCAAUGGUGUUGGCCAGAGGGGACAGUAUAGCAGCAUGCUGCAGACAGUGACACUAAAAAGGAGCAGCAGUGCUCAGGGGGCUGCUUACGAUAUCAUCACCAUCAAUGAUGACGAAGACAACACAGACACACUGGCUAGCAGUAAAGCCAGGAUGGCAGAGCAGAUGGAUUUUCCAUCGGGGCCCAGGAUGGACUACCUGUCCCGGGGAGGGGCUCAGACCAUGGGGCCGGUACGUGUGGAGAGUGUGACGGCACUGCGGAGCACACCACAGCGCCCAACCCAGCCAGCAGACACACGGCCAGGCUGCUCCUAUCAGACCCUGUCAGCCAGAGUCCCCCCACCCCGCACAGAGCCUGCUCCACCACCCCUGACUGCCACGACCCGCUUCCAUGAUUCCCUGAGAAACCCCUACACCCUGACCCUACAGAACGAGCCUGGAUGCCCUGAUCUCCGCCACAUCAUCAUUGACGGCAGCAACGUGGCCAUGGCGCAUGGUCUCCACCGCUUCUUCUCCUGCCGGGGGAUAGCCAUCGCUGUGGAGGCCUUCUGGAGGCAGGGCCACCGGGAGAUCACUGUCUUUGUGCCUCAGUGGAGGCAGAAGAGAGACCGCUACACCACAGAACAACAUUACCUAAACCAACUGGAAGACCUGCGUCUGCUCUCCUUUACUCCUUCCAGAGAGGUCUGUGGACAGAGGAUUUCCUCCCAUGAUGACAGGUUUCUGCUCCACCUGGCAGAGAAGACAGGAGGGGUUAUCGUCACCAAUGACAACUUGCGGGACUUUGUAAAUACAUCAGAGGCAUGGAUGAGGAUCAUCCAAGAGAGGCUUCUGCAGUUUACCUUUGUAGAGGACCACUUUAUGAUCCCAGAUGACCCCCUGGGGAAGCAUGGCCCUCACCUGGAGGUGUUCUUACGGAAGGACAACAGACGGAGCCCAGUCACACCUCCUCUGAGGCCAGACCCCCGAGCCACCCCGCAACCUGUCUUUGUCCAAGCUCUGCAGUCUGCCCCUCGCCCCUCAUCUGUCCCCCGCCCCACAGCUACCCCCCAGAUGAGACCACUCUCCCACUGGCCACAUUCUGGGCCCCCUGGGUGGCACCCCCCUUGCCCUACACCCUCACCCCCUCUCCAGCGGUCGCACUCCCCUCCCCCAACACCCUCCCCCCCUCCCCAGCGGUCACCCUCGGAAACCAUAGAGCUCAAAAGGAAGCUGUACGAUAUCUUUCCCGACCAGAAGCAGCGCAUUGACCGUAUCCUCAGUGACAACCCCUACAUGAGGGACCUGAAUGCACUGUCAGGCCUUCUGCUGGGAUGAAACCAAGCACACACACUGUACUCAGCCAUUCACACACAGAUACACUUACAAGUCUCUGUCGAAGGAGGGUGCCAAUAGUAGGCCUAUGUACAGAAAACUGAGCUAUUUAAAGUUUUUGUAUUAAAGUUGAUGGUCAACUGCACUGCUCUUGGAUGGCUAUUUGUUUGGAAGGCAUAACUCUCCUUUUUCUACACAUUUAAGUUCAGCAGUGUCCAUGGAACAUAUGCCAUUCAUGAAUAGAUUGCUUUCCCGAGUGAAACCAUAAAAUUGUGGGGAAGGAAUUGUCCAGCUGGCAUCUACUGUAUGUGAUGUCCACAUAUGUUCUCAGUACUUAUUUCCUGUCAUUUGUCUCUGCACAAGUCUUUAAGGUGUAAAACCAAAUUGCUGUAAUAACUGCUGAAGGAAGGUUAUUUUGUUAAUGUUGUAAUAUAAUUUGUUUCUGUAUGAUUUUGUAAAUAUGAACAUUGACAUGUGCAGAUAUGGUUUUAUGUAAUUAACCACACAAAUACAAACAGCUCCAUAAAGAAGCUUUUUUUUUUU